Blastomyces dermatitidis ER-3 is the source of this 4831-nucleotide messenger RNA. RefSeq names its product inner centromere protein. The transcript is spliced from 6 exons. The record is from RefSeq and is a predicted model, not a curated record. NCBI's taxonomy places the organism in Eukaryota, Fungi, Ascomycota, Eurotiomycetes, Onygenales, Ajellomycetaceae. The coding region runs from base 352 to 4242 and encodes 1296 amino acids.
GGAACCCAAAGCGGAGUUAGGGCUGGAGGGCUUGGCAUUAGGGCUAGCGUAGGCAGGUGAUCUCGCGGCUUCCAAGACGAGUUAGCAUGUUUAGUCAUCCGGUCCUGUUUUGGGCAACUUCCUUGUUUGGCGACAACUCGACGUCGAAAGAUCCAUAUCAAACCAUCGAUAGAACGACAAUACUUCACACCAACCACCCAAUGUGUCCCCAAUGCCACUGCAUCUAGCGCCGGACUGCAAGAUACUGGCGAGAGGCUCCCCCGCCUAGUUGAAGCCCGUUUUUAUCUGCGUAUUUGUUCCUGCGACGCGUCCCUCAUCUGCCAUUGAAGUCGCGUUGUUUACAUCGAAAAAAUGGCCUCCGGAGCCACAACGAGGGCGCAGAGAGCUGUGGGCUCCUCAACCUGGAUCGCCGCUGAGAAGGAGAAUAUACAACAGCUGAUCAAUCAGGAGAUGGAUGAAAUCGAGUAUCCUGCGCAGAAUGAGAUGGAUUGGCUGAAUGAGCAUAUGGCAGAGAUCUUCAGCAGGAAUCAAUUUAACGUAACCGAGAUCUUUAAGACCCCAGGAAAGCUACGGGGAAAGACUCCAAGAACAGCUAGGAAGCAUAAGACCCCACGAGAGGCUCGGGUUCCGUUGAGCGACAUAUUCUCUUCACAGCAGAAUGUCCGAAACAGCCCUGCGCCGCCUAGCCGGUUCCAUCAGGAAAUCACGAAAUUAGCUGCCAAACCGUCCCCGAAAGAGCAACCGAAAUACUCGUCCCCAGUUCAAUACCACCAAGCAAAACAACCCACUUGCAAUACAGACUCUGGAUACCAUGGCAUGCCCGACGAGGAUGAUGAAAUGGAUCUAGUAUAUUCGGAACCGCACAAGGAGUCAGAGCCGGAAUCAAAAUCGGUGCCAGAAGAGCCAGAACCAGAGGAGGGACCAGAGCAGGCACCAGAAGCAGAGCGAGAGCCAAAGUCAAACCAAAACACCCAACGGAUACUGGAGCCGGAGCCAGCACGCAAGCCAGAACACGAACCUGCGCCCGAGCAAGAAUAUGUGGAAACAGCUACCCAGCCAUUGGAAGACUCGACCCUUGUCAUCCCUGGCGAUCGUAAUGAUCUUAGCCCGUCCGUUGACCGACGCACAACGGACGCUUCCUUCCACUCCGCAAGAGAAAUCGCGCCAAGUAAGGAGAGCACCGUGGAGCCCAUGGAUACUGACCCUUAUGAAUCGACUUCCAUGGCCGCCCCUAAACAAGUCGCCACCACAGCGCAUCUUGAAUCACCUCGAGAACCAGUUCACGCACCCGGACGGCUUGAUUCCACACCUCUUGAAAAAGCCAACGUGAUGGAAGUAGAAACACAUGAACACGAUGCUGCUCUCGAUCAUCACUUCGACGACAUCGGAUCUCCUUCUGAUGGAUCAACUCCUGACCGCCCUCCUAUCCGUAAAAGUAGCUUGAGCUUCGCUUCUCUUCCAGCUCGGGAGCCAAUAACAAAACGAAGCAUGGGAGGACAUAGAUUGUCGAGGAUCAGUCAUAUUGAUUCAUCCAAAUCAAUUCAGAGUGGUUAUUAUGGACGCCAAACUGGAGGUGCAAGAAUGACACAAAUUUUGCCAGAAGAACACACCGAACAAGGAAAUAUUGAGGAUAGUACGAAAACUGCUGAAGACCGCGCUCCUCCUCCUCUACACGAGGAAUCCGAGCUUACAAUGAAGGGUACAACUACUUAUAACAAAUCCUCAACGCAGCUGCUCCACGAGAAAAUCAAUAUGCUUGGCAAGUCUCAGUCAUCGCGGAGUACCAAGUCAAUCCCAGCCCCUGCACCUAAUGUUAAUUCCCAGGUUCAAUAUCCUGAGCUGUCGUCGCAAGUUGAGCCUGCUGCUGAUGAACCACGGAGGCCAUCCCCAAUCGAGGCUCAAACUUAUGAUAGCAGAACAGCACUACCCAGGUCGCCGCAACAUUUCCAGUCGUCCCAUUCUGUGAGAGAAAUGACUGCCGAAUCUCCCCAGCAGCUCCGCCAGCUAGCACCUCAAGAGGACCGUAUGUCAAGGAUUAUGUAUAGUCGAUCGCCAGAGAGGCGUUCGCCUGCGGCCAAGCCUUUUGGCGUUGCUUUUCACGCGAAGUCGGCCUCCACCUCGAUAAUUACGUCCCCGAGAGCAAAUACCAUAGGCCAUCAGAGAACCACAUCUGACCGUGAAAUUGUUACUCCUGUUUCUUCACCAAGAAGGGAUGAUGGCCCUCUGAGUGCCUCCAAAUCCAGACUACAGUCGAUAAUGAAAACUGCCAAAGGACUAUUUACAAGUACGGGCAGUGUAUCUGCAGCUGCCAGAAAGGAGGCUCUGUCGCCAUCGCCUACUACCACACGUUCCCACACCGGUCUCUAUCCAAAACUACAAGAAAUGUUUUCCCAAGAACCUCAGCCUCCUGCCAUUCAGAGCCCUCCAUUACAGGAAGGACGACGAACCAGAAGUUCGACAGAGAGAGAAGAGAAGCGAAAAGAGAAAGAACGACAAGAGAUGCAGCGCAUGGAAGAACAAUUGCGAAAAUCCAGAGAGCAGGAAAUACAAAAGCAAGCUACUAUUAAUGUCGCACCAGAACACCGUCCACCUCCCAAAUCAGUAGGGACAACCCCGGCCCGAGAUCCCCUUGCAACAAGACCUAACCCCAGAAGACCACCAACGCAACAAUCUGUACGUGAACCGGAACAAAGCCGAGAUAUAGAGCACAAAUUUGCUGUUCCUGCGAAACCUCACCAUCAAUCCAAGCAGAAUGACAGCCGUCGUCCUGUUAGACCUACGAGAGACAUCCAGAAACCAAAGCCCCAACCCGUGUCUAUUCGGGUUGGAACUCUUUCACAGCGUAUCCCGUUGUCCAAUUCGUCCCUCUCUUCGAGUAUUCAGGAGCCUACCCCGAACCCGACUCCAGCGCCAAAGGCACCUGCACCAGGUGUAAAUAAAAAAGGAAGUAAAUUAUCAAUGCAGACGAAUUCGUCUACUAGUAGUUUCAAGAGCGCCACCUCUGCCACGAGUUCGAAAUCAAAGGCCGUGCAGGCCGCCGAGAAGAAAAGAGAGGAGCAGCGUGAAGCCCAACGGAAGCGAGCAGCUCAGCAGGAAGAAGUGCGCCGACAAGAAGAGGCACGUCGACAAGAGCAAGCUAGCCGUGCUGAGGCCGAACGACGAGAACGGGAGCGGUCGGUAGUAGACGACCCCAAGAAACUUGCCCACAAGCAAGCCAUCGAAAAGAGACGAUUGGAAAAUGCAAGAAAAUUAGAGCAGCAACGUAACCAGCAGCCAACGCCUGUGAAUGACCUGGGCUCUAUUCUUCAACAAGAGAAGGCUGUGUUACAAGGAUCUCAGCGAAACGACUUACCAUCCACCAGACCUUCGAGACUGCAUAGUAUACAGGGGCAAGUUCGUCCGGUAAAUUAUCCACCACCAAAUCCGGCCAAACCUCCGAAGAGAGCUCUGGAGGAUGAAAGCUCAGGGCGUCCGGUUACUGGGAAAGUAGGAGCAGCUGUGCACCAAGCAGACGGCAAACGGCGAAAGACAGAUGAUGAGAUUGCCGCCUCUGAGCCACCAAUUCGAUCAGCGAUGGCACCUCCAAUCCGCCAGUCCAACGUUCGCAAGGAGGCUCCUAAACAGCAAAUGUACAACCAGGGUUAUUCAACGAUGCCACCUCCACCCCACCACCAGGCUGGCCCGUCACUUUUCAAGAACCCUACAGCUCCCCGCCAUUUCCAGCCUUCAGCUCCCGUGCAAUCACAGCCGCAUCGGAACGGCCACCCGCUGGAAAUGUCUAAAUUUGCCAGCGGCAAAAUCCCCUUCGCUGACAACUCAAACCCACCCCACGCUACCACUCACAAAACGCCUGCACACGGCCCACAGAAAAUCCUCAAAUCCUCCCCGGCUUACCCUAACGGUGAUAGCAUAAAACUUCCCGAAAUCCUCACGGACAGCGAAGAUGAGGACUCCGACGCAGAGCCGUACAACGUUCCCGACUGGGCCAAACCCGAAAACCUAAACAACAUCCUCAUUAGCCAGGAAGGCAAAGAUGGGGAGCAGGUAUUCGGCCCCACUGCGCCGUUGCACAUGGAGGAGAUCUUCAAGGAUAACAAAGACCGGUUUAAGCGAUUCCGCGAUCGGACUAGUAGUGCCAAUUGGGGUGGGCCAGACGGGUUGACGCAGGAUGAGAUCAAAUGGGAUCUAGCGGAGAGGGAACGCCUGAAGAGGAAUGGCGGGUGGACGUUUGCAACCUCAUAGAUAACGGCAGUUUUGAGUUGUUUGUAUCGCUUAUUUUUGGUUUUGGCUGCUCCUACAUUUCUGUAUGACGGCUACGUGGCAGGUGACGGGGCGACUUCUAGGUUCUCGCCUGUAUUUGGUUUAGGUAUGUGCAGGGUUUUUGGAGUAGGAAGAAAGAGGAUAGGUUGUAGGGAUGUCAGGCGUUUUGCGUUUACGUGCCUUGUUAACAUUGUCUUGAGUUCAGGGCUUUUGGUUUUGAUUUUUAGAAGUAUAUAUAUUGAUUGUUGAUUGUUAAUUUCGGAUUUUUAUUGUUCAGAUAUUCCAGCGAAGGACAGCUUGUUUUUGUUACUACGACUAUUUCUAUUCUUCUUAUUAUUUAUUGUCCUGCAUAUGAAUGAUAGAGUCAAAUGUUUCCACAUCUCUUCGCCGGUUUUUUUGCACUCCUCCCAUCUCUACAACUAGAGAAAGGGGUUUGCCCAUCUUCUCUCAGCAAUGCCAUGCGAUAAAUACACCUCUCCAGCCAGCACUUGUCGAUAACUAUCUCACCAAGAAUACCAACUGUAUUGAGAAUCUCAUCCACACUUGGCCAGCAUGUAGCCAUAUUCCCCCC